Pocillopora damicornis (cauliflower coral) is the source of this 1113-nucleotide messenger RNA. RefSeq names its product blastula protease 10. The record is from RefSeq and is a predicted model, not a curated record. NCBI's taxonomy places the organism in Eukaryota, Metazoa, Cnidaria, Anthozoa, Scleractinia, Pocilloporidae. Gene Ontology annotation, biological process: proteolysis. Gene Ontology annotation, molecular function: metalloendopeptidase activity; zinc ion binding.
UAUUUCAGGCUCCUGCAAUAUCGCAACUCUUGAAGUUACCACAGUAACGUCGUAAAGAGUGUGAUCUGAUUUCCUUCUUCUGCGACCGCAAAAGGAAGAGACUUAACUUGCACACGGAAGAUAUCACAAUAUGUUAAAUUGUUUGGUGUACGAUAAGUACAGGACAUUUCCCGAAAUGUACCGGAAUAGGAACCGAAUGAUCACCUCAUUUCCACACUAUUAUUGUAAUUACAUAUUGUAUUGUCGACGUGAUAAACUAUAAGAAGCAGCUUGACCACGAGAAGCAUCAGUUUAUAGCAGAAGUUUUCACCGGCAGGCAAACUUAAGCUGACGGAGAAGAAGGCAAAGAAGCAUGAAGUGCCUGUGCUUCUUCCUGUUGGUGAGCGCAGUCUUUGUUGCAUCGGAAAAUCCUGAUGAGAAUUUAGGUGUGGAUAAUAAGGAUUUGUUCGAGGGGGAUAUGAUUCUUCCUCCCCAUGUCCUCUAUAAAGCAGAGCACGGAAUGGAUGUUGAUAGCUCCCGCAAAAGAGCAUCCAUCAGACGCGGACUAUGGCCCAAAGGAGAAGUCCCUUUUGCCGUCUUUAAUGGCCUUGGUAGAAGUCCGGAGCUCAGGAAUGCAAUUAGGGCCAUAAUUGCAGGAAUGAAUGAAUGGAGAAGAAAGACAUGCAUCCGUUUUAAGAGGCGAACAAAUGAAAGAGACUACGUAAUAUUUGCUUUACGCAGUGGAGGGUGUUAUUCAAAUGUAGGCAGAAUAGGAGGCCGUCAAAUUAUAAACCUUGGAAGUGGAUGCCGUACUCUAGGAAUUGUUGCUCAUGAAAUCGGCCAUGCCAUUGGAUUCUAUCAUGAACAGUCUCGUCCCGAUAGAGAUCAGUUUGUCACAGUGCUGUUCCAAAAUGUACAAGCAGGGAGAAGGAACAAUUUUAACAAGUACCCAAGGUCAGUCAUUGAUUCUCUCGGCACCCCUUAUGAUUACCGGAGCGUGAUGCAUUACGACGACAAAGCGUUCAGCAUAUCAAAAUGUUAUUGGCCAGAGGAUUGGUUUAAGUUCAACUGAUGCAGAGCAAGCGAACCUUAUGUACCGAAGUGAAUGUGCAAAGAGAGGAGGUGGAGGUGGAG